Messenger RNA from Hyaloscypha bicolor E, 1426 nucleotides. Its product is annotated as glycosyltransferase family 8 protein. The transcript has 2 exons. Gene Ontology annotation, molecular function: glycosyltransferase activity. Bases 113 to 1285 code for a protein of 390 amino acids. The record is from RefSeq and is a predicted model, not a curated record. Lineage: Eukaryota; Fungi; Ascomycota; Leotiomycetes; Helotiales; Hyaloscyphaceae.
GACAACACCAAGAUGCCUCCCACCAGGAAAAUCCCCGUUUACAGGACCGUUCCGGUGUACCCUAUGCGCGGAGGGAGUGUCGGUUCAAUGCGAUCGGGAAACGUAUGAGUCCAUGGCCAAUUAUCACUACUACCAACGACGAAUCCGGCGCCUUGUCUCGCAGUCUCCCAUCCAGAUCCUCUCAGUAUGCUGCCUUUUGUUCUUUGCGAUCCGCUGGGUGCUGCAGCAUAAUCAUGAUGACGACGAUGGCAAUCGCGCCCCUAUUGCAAGGCCGGUGAAAAAGGUGGAGGACCCGAGCAUCGAUUGGAGCAAGCUAUACUACGCGCAAUAUGUCACAUCAGCCGAGUACCUCUGCAACGCGCUGAUGGUAUGGAGCGAGAUUGAGGACAUUGGAAGUCGUGCGCAGAGGAUCAUGCUUUACCCCUCCUCCUGGGACCCCAACGAAAUCGACGACGUCUCCCCCUCGCAAGACCUCACGCCAAUCGCACGUCUCCUCCAACAAGCUCAGAAGGACUACUUCGUCAAACUCCAACCUGUCGACGUCCUCCACCAAAACGGCACAAAAGAAUCAACCUGGGCCGAUUCCUACACCAAGCUGUUAGCCUUCAACCUCACAUCCUUCGACCGUGUGCUAGCCCUGGACUCGGACUCCGUCGUCCUCCAAAACCUCGACGACCUCUUCCUGCUCCAAAAAGCACCACUGGCAAUGCCCUUCGUCUACUGGGGCGAGCCAACCGGCUGGUCCUUCUCCAGCCAAAUGCUGCUCGUCACCCCAUCCGCCUCCUCCUUUGCUUCAAUCUCCUCUGCAAUCGAGAAAGCAACGCCGGAUGACUACGAUAUGGAUAUCCUGAACUCGCUCUUCAGAAACCAUAUCCUGCGGAUCCCGCAACGACCGUAUAACCUGUUGUCUGGCGAAUUCCGACGAAAAAAUCAUGCGCACUACCUUCGUUCGCAUCCUCGACCUUCCUCGCGAAAUCAGAAAUGGGAUCCGGAUUUCGUUCUUGCGGAAGCUAAAUUUUUGCAUUAUUCAGACUGGCCGAUUCCGAAGCCGUGGAUGCGUGCGACGAAAGAGGUGUUGAAUAAAUAUAUGCCGAAGUGUGUACAGAGUGAAUGGUUCGGGGCGAGCGACUGCAGGGAUCGGGCGAUUUGGUUGAAGCUGUAUUUUGAUUUUGCAGUGAGGAGGCAGGCAGUUUGCGGUGAGGGCUUUGAGCUACAGAGUCAGGAAUUACCGCCUGAUUCGGUAUAUAGGCAUGGGAAAUGGUUUCAUCCGGAUGAGGUGGGAUGAGAAGGGGGUGGAUCUUGGAAAGUGGUUGGACAUUAGUUCGCUUAUAUCCCCCCGCCCCCUUUUUAUUUUAUUUUAGUAAUGUAAACAAUGCAAAGCAUCGUGUUUAUGAUGGAAGCAAAGCAAAACAAAGAAUUUUAUUGU